Neoarius graeffei (lesser salmon catfish) is the source of this 1005-nucleotide messenger RNA. RefSeq names its product trace amine-associated receptor 13c-like. Bases 1 to 1005 code for a protein of 334 amino acids. The transcript has a single exon. Lineage: Eukaryota; Metazoa; Chordata; Actinopteri; Siluriformes; Ariidae. Gene Ontology annotation, biological process: G protein-coupled receptor signaling pathway. The record is from RefSeq and is a predicted model, not a curated record. Gene Ontology annotation, molecular function: trace-amine receptor activity. Gene Ontology annotation, cellular component: membrane.
AUGCAUGUAUUCAUGAAUCAGACAGAGUUAAACCAAUCUGAUCGCUGUGUGUAUUUCUCCUGUUCAGAAAGAUCUGCAUCUCCUGUAAUUUAUGUCUUACUGUAUGUAUGUGCGACUGCUGUGGUUCUGCUAACAGUGUGUGGAAAUCUGCUUGUCAUCGUGUCUGUUCUUCACUUCAAGCAGCUUCACACACCAACCAACAUGCUCCUGUUCUCUCUGGCAAUGUCGGAUUGCUUAAUUGGUGCUUUAGUGAUGCCGACAGUGUUAAUCCGGGCCAUCGAGUCAUGCUGGAUAUUUGAUAAGGGGUACUGCAUCAGACAUUUGAUGAUUGCUUAUGUUCUCACAGGCCUAUCCAUCUAUAAUAUCGCCCUGAUCGCUGUGGAUCGGUAUUUGGCUCUCUCAAACCCGUUUUUCUACAUAAACACAAUCUCGAGGAGGACAAUGAGCAUUGUGGUUUUUUCCAACUGGUGUGCUUCUCUGGUGUAUAACAUAUCACUCUGUUAUUUCAAUGGAAACUUCUCAAGCUCUGUAAUCUGUCCUGGAGAUUGUUAUCUUUUUCUGAAUGAGGUUUGGUCUGUAAUUGAUCUUGUAAUAACAUUUAUCUUUCCAUGUUCUGUCAUAAUCAUAUUGUAUACUGGGGUUUUUGUGAUUGCUAAGAAACAUGCCACUGCUAUCAGAGAGCUGAAUAAUCACACACGGCCUGAAACACAGAAAAUCACAUCACACUCGAUGAAAUCUGAGAGAAAAGCCGCUAAAGUCCUCGGCAUUUUAGUGUCUGUGUUCCUGGUGUGUUUACUUCCAUACUUUAUUUACAGUUUAUUAGGUGACCUUAUUGAACUACAGCCAGAAACAUUUCUGGAAGUUGGUAUUGUGCUUUAUCUUAAUUCAACCAUUAAUCCAGUUAUUUAUGCUCUGUUUUACCCGUGGUUUAGGAGGUGCAUUAAAUUGAUUCUAACUCUGCAAAUAUUCCAAACUGACUCAGCAUUCAUCAAUAUUCUUUCAUGA